UCCUCUGAUAGGAGCCAUGGCAGCCAUGAAACGGAGCUUUCUAUUGGCUGGAUUUUAUGCCCCGCCAUUGGAACCUGGAAACAGCGCCAUAAUCAAUUACAUUUGAUUUAUCGCAAGGAACGUUUGUGUUAUGCGUUUAGCUAGCAAUGCGGGAAGUGAUUAAUUCAAUGCGACGCUAGGUUGCUGCCAGGUGAAGUAAAAAAAUAUUAACGAAACAAAGACCGAGAAAGUGUGGACUUACCGCGGAUGUGACUGCUUUGAUGUUGUUGCCGAGGAAGUUUUAGUUGAGGACAGCGGCUUGAAGACAGUUCUCCGAACAUUUCAGCCGGCCAUCACGACUCGGUGGCACGCGAACCCAUAAGAUAGCUAGUUAGUUAACUGGCUACGUUUGGUGAAGAAUAUUACUGUAUGUGCUAUGGUCACAAAUUGGACUGACACAGAAGAGUGCUCAGGUGAAUUUGAAAGGCUUGCCAUAUCACGUCUUGGACAAUGUUUACAAACCAGAUAAUCUGAAGAUGGCAACAAGGUCACCAGAGAAUGCGCUUGCUGCCCUCACCUUCCCCAAAUCCAAAGUGGCCCUAUGGGACCCCACACCUAAUGGGGAUGUGGUUAGCCUCCACCUCUCCUAUUACAGAAAUCCCCGGCUGCUUCUUGUGGAGAAAACUCUUCGCUUGGCCCACCGCCAUGCUCGACAGAGUAACAAGCCUGAGUUCAGCUGUUACUUGCUGGGGACUAUUGCUGUGGAUUCUGAUGAAGAGGGUGUGACUUUGACACUGGACCGGUUCGAUCCGGGCCGGGGUCAGCCUGGCUCCUCUGGAAAGGUGCCCACUGCCCUGAUGCCCGGGGACGUCCUGGUGCCCUGUGUGCUGGAAGCCCAGGGGGUCUCUGCCACAGACACCAUGGUUCACUCGGCAGAAGGCUUCCACAUAUCUUUUAAGAUGCUCCAGCACUGCUGCAGCAGCCGGGAGUCCCUGGACCUGUCUAAGCUGCUGGCCCUGCGAGCCCACCUCAGCUGUUUCCAGCAAGGUGACAGCCUGGGCUUCUGCCUGCGCUGGGCCGCCACCGCCCCCGGAAACACGCUGGAAGCUGUGCCCGUCCGGCCCGUGCCCAUCAUCCCCACCGCCUUGGCCAGGAACCUGAGCAGCCCGGCCAGCCUCACCCAGCCGCUACAGAGCAGCGCCAGCCGCAAACAAGGCUUUCUGACCAUGGAUCAAACCCGGAAACUGCUGCUACUACUGGAGUCUGACCCGAAGGCCUACACUCUUCCACUGGUCGGAGUAUGGUUGAGUGGGGUCACCCACAUCUACAACCCCCAGGUGUGGGCGUGGUGUCUGAGGUACCUGUUCAGCUCCUCCCUCCAUGACAAGGUGAUGUCUGAGGGCGGUGCGUUCCUUGUGGUGCUGUACUCGCUGACCCACAGGGAGCCAGAGUUCUACCAGGUCCAGCCUUGCAGUGGGCAGCAGGACAUGACCUUUCAACUGCUCACCAGCACCGAGUCACUCACUCUCUACAAGAAUGUAGAGGUGUCCGAGGGCCGUACUCUGAAGUUUGAGCUCAGUGCCGAGACCCAGAACCGUGAGGCUGAGUUCUUCAGGGAACUGGUGUCCCGUGUCUCCUUAACAAGCCCUGCGUCAGUGGCAGCCUCUCCGCAGGACAGGCUGUCAAUCAGCGACCAUGACUCUGGAGUGGAGGAUGAGGACCUCUCCCCCAGGCCCUCCCCAAACCCACACCCUCUCACCCAGCAGACCAAGCAGGUCCACCCCUCUGUGCCGGAGCUCUCUCUAGUGAUGGACGGCAGCUUCCUGGAUGGAAAGACUAUGGGUCGCCCUCAUCCUCACCUCCCAGCUCUGCAGCAGAGAGGAAGCGCCCCUCCCUCCCACCAGCUCCACCCCUGGGCUGCCAGACCCCCAGGCCAGGGUCCCACCAUCCUCGGGGGCCCCCUUCCCAUCAGAAGGCCCCUGACCCCUGCCAUGGCCCCCCAGGGCAAAGGCAGCAGAAGAGCUUCUCUCACCCCCGGGCAGCAGCCACCACUGUUCCGGCCCCCCUCCUCCAGCAGGAAAUCAGCCCCUCCGCAGUUCAGGAAGACGUCGUCUGCCUCUACUUCAUCCUCCUCCUCUCCAAAGACUGUCUCCUCUCCUAAUGGAUCAGUCCAUCAGGCCAGGCAGUUCCACCCAGCUCCAGGACGCCCCUCUCAGAGAGGGGCCUCCCCCGUCGGAAACUCUCCACAACCCAUCCCCAGGCACAGCCCCGGUCCCCCCCCAACCCCCAUGCCCACUCACCAACAGCCCCCAGUCCAUCCCAAGCACUUCCACAGCACCCCCAACCUUAACUUGAACCAGCCUUGCGGGUGCUGCUCUUUCCAUCCACACAACCAUACCCCAUUGUACCACCCCAAUCACUGGCAGGAGGCCUCAGGGACCCCGGGUGGGCACUUCUGCUCAAACUCUGAUAGUAACCCCCCCACCUCUCACCAAACAAACCUUCACUUCAGCCCAGCGUGCCUCACUGGGGGCCCCCCCACCACACACCACUUCCCCUCUCAGGGGCCCUGCUCUCCCAGGGGCCGCUUGGAGCUGCUAGCCCCCGCCUGUCAGAACCAGUGUUGCCAGGCCCAGGCAACCCCCUCUCUCUCUCCCCUGGACGGGCCUAUGAACCUCCUAGCCUCUGACGCCUACAGAAUCCUGGUGGACCAAGACCGGCAGCUCAAGUUACUGCAGGCCCAGAUCCAGAAGCUACUUGAGGCCCAAGGGAAAAGUGGGAGCUCAUCUCCAUCCACUGAGCAGGCAGUCAUCCAGACACAGACCUCCCCUGGACAACAGACCAAGAGAAGUGUUAGCAUCGCUGUAGGCACAGGUGCCAGUCUGUUCUGGGGCGUCCCAGUCGAUGCUCACAUUGACGAGGACCGCCCACAGCCAGAGUGGCACAGAGGGCCUGGUGCUCCUGAUGGCAGCAGGGCCUCCUCUAGUUGGAGCUCUGGCAGUGCCAACCUUACCCACAGCAGGCACAUAGGUGGCUCGGAAGAAGAGAGCGGAGUCAGGGAGGGACGGGUGCCAGGCUCACCAGCCAACCAGUCAAUGCACCAAAGGACUCAGUCAGCAUUUGGAGACUGUUCUUUCCAGAGUCCAGUGUUGGGGGAGAGUGCCAGCAUGUACUACCAGUCCCAGUCUCCACAGAGGGGCGGCACCAAGAGUGAGGAGCCCAGGGCGGUGGAGGACGACCAGCGGUUUUAUCAGGAUCUACUGGGCCAAGUGAACAGCCGCCUCCAGGGAUCAGUGAACGAGGAGGUCGAAGGGGAAGAAGACCAAAGGACCUCGUACCCACGGCGGGAGAGCCACAGCUUGUCCCCCAGACAAGUGUCCCACUGUCAGUCCCAGCAGUCGUCCCCUAGCCCUGUUCACGUCAGCUCCCGUCAGCCGGAGCCCAAAGGAGAGGAGCAGCCAAAAGGAAGGGACCAGGUGCUCCACGCCACGCUGCGCCAGCUGCAGCAGCUAGGGGUCAACGUGGACCUGGACUCUGCUGACCCUGAGGGCAAGACCAGGCGCACUUCUGUAGAGAGUGCCAGUACCCUGGCCGGCAUCAACCCAGAGGCGGUCAUCAGCAGACUGACCCUCCCAGAGUCGACGGGGACCAGCAUGUGGGGCGGCAGCGUGGAUCUCAGCCUGGAGGCCAACGCCAUCGCCCUCCGAUACCUGAGCGACCAGCAGCUCUCCAGGCUCUCUGUAGGGGGAGGGCAACAGCCCCCCAAGGCCCUUCCCAGGCUCAGCCCCUGCACACUGCUCUCAGAGAAGCCCCCAACAGAGAAGAGCGCCAUGGGACUGAGCAGUAUUCUGUCUCCGAACAACAUGUCCUUUGCCACCCGCAAGUACAUGAAGAGGUACGGGCUGAUAGAGGAGGGGAGUGGGAGUGAGGAGGAGCUAUUGGAGAUGGGAUACACUGUACAGUUCCAUGUUCAACAGGAACAAGAAGGGCAAAGAGUGAGGGUUCUGAAAAACAUCACCAACGAGUUGCCCCAAUCCGACCCUGUCAACCCCCAGGCGCUGCAUGCAGACUCUCAAAGCCAGCUACUCAGAGACUUGCGUCCUAAAAUGCAGCUUUUGGCCCGCGGCGCCAAACACAGUUUGGAGAAGGAGAAUGGCGCCAAACGACGGCCAUCUGUAGGAGAAAUGCAGAGGGAGUGUCCUCAACCAGAAGGGUCGAUGGGAAAUUUCUUGGACCUAAGUAGACUUCGACAGCUGCCGAAACUCUUCUAAAGGACCACGGCAACUAAUGCAAAGGGAACUCAAAAUGACAAAUGAAAUGUAUUGUCGAAAUCCAUUGGGAUUUGUCAGUUUGCUGGUUUCCUUAGUAAGAGGUUUUUAAAUACUUCCAUACAUUUUUGUUUACACAUUUCGUUUUUUUAAUGCCUCUUUAUUUUAAUCUUCCUGGUGCUCAUUGUAAUGUAUACAUUUGUUUGUGACCACUGACGUACAGAGACUGUUAGCAAAUCACGACAGUGCUCUUUGUCUUAUGAGCAAAAUUCUUGUCUUCUACUACCACUUGGGUGUAGUGUCAUGAUUUAGCUCUUCAAUGGUGGCAGCCAGGUCAUUUUAUCUAUUUUAAUUUCAAGUGCUUUUGAUUUUCAACAUGCCAUGGAUGCCAAUUGUCUGAACCAUUGUAAAAGCUAUUUAAUUUACGUUUUGGCUGUUUAUUGAUAACCACUAUACCCAAUCUCCUGGUAAUUGAUGUGUACCUAUUUAUAGUCAAUGUUGGGAUUUUUUAAAAGUCUGAUUACAUGGUGAGAAAGGCUACAUUCAUGCCAAAAAUGUUUACUUUUCUGUUUUUUUAUGUUGUAAAUAUCUGUUUCCUUCAUGCUAUAUUGUUUUUAUUGUGUGUUUGUACAUGAAAUGCCUGAAGCAUUAUUUCAAGUGUCUCAACUUGAACUUUCUAUUUAAAAUUGCCUCAAUAAAUAUGUACAUGAUUCAUAUAA
Molecule: messenger RNA, 4966 nt
Organism: Salmo salar (Atlantic salmon)
Lineage: Eukaryota; Metazoa; Chordata; Actinopteri; Salmoniformes; Salmonidae
Gene: stil
Product: STIL centriolar assembly protein
Biological process (GO): microtubule organizing center organization; protein localization to centrosome; mitotic spindle organization
Cellular component (GO): microtubule organizing center
Source: RefSeq, a predicted model, not a curated record